GUUGACCUUCAAAACAAAAUUAAAAAUAAAACCUUAGAAAAUUAAAGCCCCAACAGAGAGAGAAAGAGAGAGGUUAGUUAGCUGAGCUCUCAUGGGACAUGAGACUAGAGCAACCUUGACGGAGGAGUACGAGGUGAAAGAUGUCCUCGGCCGCGGCGGCUUCUCGGUGGUGCGGCGGGGAAUCCGCAGGAGCGGCGGCGGCGGCGAGGGGGAGCAGGAGCAGGUGGCGAUCAAGACUCUGCGGCGGUUCGGGCCGUGCAGGCCGGAGAGGAAGGUCUCGGGGGGCCUGCAGCAGGCGUCCAAACACGCCUUGGUAUCGGAGUCGUUGCUGACGAACGAGCUGCUGGUGAUGAGGAAGAUCGUGGAGGACGUGUCGCCGCAUCCCAACGUCAUCCACUUGUACGACGUCUGCGAGGACGCCGCCGGCGUCCACCUCAUACUCGAGCUCUGCUCCGGCGGGGAACUCUUCGAUCGGAUUGUGGCUCAGGAGAGGUAUAACGAGGCAAGAGCGGCAAAGGUAGUUGGGCAGAUAGCGAAAGGGCUAGAGGCUUUACACAACGCCAACAUUAUUCACAGGGAUUUGAAGCCGGAGAACUGCUUGUUCUUGAGCAGUGAUGAAAAUUCUCCCUUGAAGAUCAUGGAUUUCGGGCUCAGCUCCGUCGAGGAUUUCACCGAUCCCGUCGUCGGACUGUUCGGUUCCAUUGAUUACGUCUCGCCGGAGGCUCUUUCCCGGGACAAAAUCACGCCCAAGAUUGAUAUAUGGUCACUCGGUGUUAUCCUCUAUAUCAUGCUUUCCGGAUAUCCGCCUUUCUUCUCCCAUAAUAAUCGACAAAAGCAACAAAUGAUCACAAGUGGAGAAUUCAGCUUUGAUGAGAAAACCUGGAAAAACAUUUCUUCCUCCGCGAAGCAGUUGAUUUCCAGUCUUCUGUCUGUUAACCCUAACAUGCGCCCAACUGCUCGCGAGAUUGUUGAGCAUCCAUGGGUGACAGGGGCACUAGCGAAACAGGAUGAGAUGGACGCGGAGGUAGUGUCUCGGCUACAGAGCUUCAACGCGAGGCGGAAGUUUCGCGCGGCGGCGAUGGCCAGCGUUCUCAGCAGCAGCUUCUCCUUGAGAACUAAGAAGCUCAAGAGUUUAGUUGGUUCCUACGACCUCAAGCCAGAAGAGCUCGAGAAUCUCAGCCAGAAUUUUAAGAAAAUAUGCAUAAACGGAGAAAAUGCAUCGUUGUCGGAGUUCGAGGAGGUGCUCAAGGCUAUGGAGAUGUCGUCGCUGGUCCCUCUGGCUGCCAGGAUAUUCGAUUUGUUCGACAAUAAUCGCGACGGCACCGUUGACAUGAGAGAGAUCAUCGGAGGCUUCUCCAGCCUCAAAUACUCACAGGGCGACGAUGCUCUCCGCCUCUGUUUCCAGAUGUAUGAUACUGAUCGAUCGGGAUGCAUUAGCAAGGAAGAAGUAGCAUCCAUGCUCAGAGCACUUCCCGACGAUUGUCUUCCGGUGGACAUCACGGAGCCGGGAAAACUGGACGAAAUAUUUGAUCUAAUGGAUGCUAACAGCGACGGAAAAGUCACAUUCGACGAAUUUAAAGCUGCAAUGCAGAGAGAUAGCUCCCUCCAAGACGUAGUCCUCUCCUCCCUUCGCCCAAAUUGAUUCCCAUUCAAUACUUAGAAAUUUGUGACGAUAUUCUUAUUGUCACAAACUUGAGUUCUAAUGCAUGUGGAGUCAUGAAGACAUGAAACAACUUCUUUUACUGUUUGAAAAUCGUUACAUUGAAAACUUGAAA
This is a messenger RNA of Ipomoea nil (Japanese morning glory), 1775 nucleotides long. Its product is annotated as calcium and calcium/calmodulin-dependent serine/threonine-protein kinase-like. The coding region runs from base 92 to 1642 and encodes 516 amino acids. NCBI's taxonomy places the organism in Eukaryota, Viridiplantae, Streptophyta, Magnoliopsida, Solanales, Convolvulaceae. The record is from RefSeq and is a predicted model, not a curated record. Gene Ontology annotation, molecular function: calmodulin binding; calcium-dependent protein serine/threonine kinase activity; calcium ion binding. Gene Ontology annotation, biological process: intracellular signal transduction; protein autophosphorylation; peptidyl-serine phosphorylation. Gene Ontology annotation, cellular component: cytoplasm; nucleus. The transcript has 8 exons.